This is a messenger RNA of Schizophyllum commune H4-8, 1157 nucleotides long. Its product is annotated as CoaE-domain-containing protein. Gene Ontology annotation, molecular function: dephospho-CoA kinase activity; ATP binding. The record is from RefSeq and is a predicted model, not a curated record. NCBI's taxonomy places the organism in Eukaryota, Fungi, Basidiomycota, Agaricomycetes, Agaricales, Schizophyllaceae. Gene Ontology annotation, biological process: coenzyme A biosynthetic process. The transcript has 4 exons. The coding region runs from base 31 to 750 and encodes 239 amino acids.
UUUGUCUCCGUCUGCCAACUGCCGAACGUCAUGUUGGUUGUCGGUCUCACCGGCGGCAUCGCUACCGGCAAGUCCACCGUCUCCAAACUACUCAGAGAUGCGGACAUUCCCAUUGUCGACGCCGAUGUCCUCGCGCGCCAGGUCGUCGAGCCCGGCACGCCUGCGCUGAAGCGCAUCGUCAAAGCCUUCGGGCCGCAGAUCCUUCUCGAGGAUGGCUCUCUGAAUCGCAAAGCACUUGGCGAGAUCAUCUUCAACGACGCGGAGAAAAGGAAGGUGCUGAAUGGUAUUGUUCACCCUGCGGUCCGGUGGGCGAUGGUGCGGGCUAUCGCGAGGGCGUGGCUGACGGGAAAGCGGGUGUGCGUGACGGACGUGCCGUUACUCAUUGAGAGCGGUAUCUGGCGAUUCGUGGGCCAGACGGUGGUGGUGUCGUGCCCAUUCGACGUUCAGCUCGAGCGCCUCAUGCUGCGCGACCAGUCAACGGAGGAGGCCGCGAGGGCGAGGAUCAACGCGCAGAUGAGCAUGGCGGAGAAGGUCGCGUAUGCGGACGUCGUGCUGGAUAAUUCGACAACUCCAGAAGCGCUGCGUGCGCAGGUCGAGGAGCUUCUGCAGCAAUGGCGAAAGCAGACUCGGUAUACUUGGCUACUCGAGUGGCUGGUGCCUCCUGUGGGUCUGCUGGUCGCUGCUGUGACCCUGGCGUAUAGGAAUUGGAGAUACGCAGCUCGUCGACGCUCAAUCUCCAAGGACGCAUAGCAUAGAUCACUUACGACUGCAGAAGCCAUACAUUUGACAGUCAGCCUGGACUCACUUUUUCUCUGUUACGAGAGCUGGAAAGGAUUCGUGUCUACGACAUCACCGGAGUUCUCCGCCCGAGUUCAGCGUCUCGUGCGGGUCACCAGCAGCCUGCAUAAAUACCGGAAAAUAUUAGACGAAGGUGGCGUGCUCAUGUCGGUCGUACUAGGUACCAUGACGAUGUGCUCGUGUAUUCACCGUUAACAGCGGUGUGGUAUCUCACCGGCUUAUCUGGGACAUUGGGCAUAACGCAGAGGAAUCACAAACUAGUGUACGUCCAAGCAGCGGCUGAGUGUGUAUGUACGAGACAGGAAUACCCACGUUUGGACCGCCUAUCUGCAUGUCAAUCAGGUGGCGUCAAAGGAAAA